GUCUUGGCGGUUCUCGCGGUUCUCCCUUCCCGGCGCUGGGCGCGCCGGUGUUUAACCCCGGGCGUCUCGGUGCGCUCAGUCAACGGCUUGUGAGAGCGCCCCGGGAGCCGGCGGGCGGCGACCCUCUCCGGGAACCCUCAGCGGGCCCAGGGGGACGAAAGUGGCUCUAGGUCCAGCACACACGCGUUGAAGCAAGGUUAAGGAGUUACUAUGAAGCACAGGUGCAGAUAGUGCCAAACAGGAAGCAGGUGUCAGGACGUGUUGCUGGAAAGGCAGUGUCCGAGUUGUUAUGUCCACCUCCAAAAACAGUUCAGCUCUGUAGGGGAAUUGAACUGCAGGCUAGCAGUGUCCGGUUAGCUAUUGUAGACGUGCACUUGACUGUUAAAAUGAGUAACAGAACAAGCAGUGACAGCCUGCUAGGGAGAGUGACUGGGGCAGCGUUCUCCUCUCCGCCUGCUGUCGACAUGGCAGAAAUCAGCCGGAUCCAGUAUGAGAUGGAGUACACUGAGGGCAUCAGUCAGCGGAUGAGGGUCCCCGAAAAAUUGAAAGUAGCACCACCAAAUGCUGACCUCGAGCAGGGGUUCCCAGAAGGCGCUCCGCAUGCGAGCGUGAUAAUGCAGGUUCCAGAAAGGAUUGUCGUAGCAGGAAACAAUGAAGAUGCUUCAUUUUCAAGACCAGCGGAUCUUGACCUUAUCCAGUCAACUCCCUUUAAACCUCUGGCACUAAAAACACCACCCCGUGUACUUACACUAAGUGAAAGACCACUAGAUUUUCUGGAUUUAGAAAGACCUCCUGCCACUCCUCAAAAUGAAGAAAUCCGGGCAGUUGGCAGGCUAAAAAGAGAACGCUCCAUGAGUGAAAAUGCUGUUCGCCAAAAUGGACAGCUGGUCAGGAACGAGUCCGUUGUGACACCAUCGCCACAACAGACUCGGGUCUGUCCUCCCCAUGUAUUCCCUGAAGACGGAGCUAAUCUUUCCUCUGCUCGUGGCAUUUUGUCGCUUAUCCAGUCUUCUACUCGUAGGGCUUACCAGCAGAUCUUGGAUGUGCUGGAUGAAAAUCGCAGUGUGAGAAGACAAAAUGAAAUACGUGGUGAAAGACCCGUGCUGCGGGGCGGGUCUGCCGCUGCCACGUCUCACCCUCAUCAGGACAGCGUCAGGUAUGGCAUUUCAAACAUAGACACAGCCAUUGAAGGGGCAUCAGAAGACAUGACUGUUGUGGACGCCACUUCGUUGAGACGACAGAUUAUCAAGCUGAACAGACGUCUGCAGCUCCUCGAAGAGGAAAACAGAGAGCGUGCUAAGAGAGAGAUGGUCAUGUAUUCCAUCACUGUGGCCUUCUGGCUGCUUAAUAGUUGGCUCUGGUUUCGCCGCUAGAGGUAACUUCAGCUCUCAGAAAUAUUGUCUCAACAGCUGCACAUAUAAAGGAUUUGCAAAUGUCUUUGUUUUUGUCUUUGCAUUGUAUGCCGUUUUACAGACCAGGCCCUGAAAAUGUAUUUCUUCUAGAAAGUAGGUGGGACGGGCCUACACCUGUGAAAGUCCAGGUGUGUCCUGUCACGGGCUCAGUGCACUUUUACACAGUUUCGCAGUAAUGCCUUCGUAGAAUUCUUCCUUCGCAUGUUUUAUAAAUAGACUUUACUUUUUUUUUUUUUAGAAAGAAUUGAUUUUUUCCAUCAUUGGUCUACAUGAUUCUUAGAAUAGGACAGAGCGUACACAGAUGAUGAAUUCAGAAAAGUUUCAGUGAAAGAAAAACAGUAUUAUGUCCUGUUUCUCAAACACUAUGAAAUAGUUCUGUUAGGUGUUUUUGCAUCUACAAAUCAACAUUAACACUUCUGAAGUUGUGGUUUGGUGCAAAAUUUGAGAAAGUCAAACCAGCUAAUACUUCACGGUCAAUGCUUCAUGAUCACAUGUACAGACUGGAGCAAGUCCCAUCACUCCCAUUUAUCCAGUAUGUUUGCAGUGUGUACCUGUUUAUUUUCAGUUGAGUUUUGCAAAUAAUUUUCUAAAAAGUCUGUUUUUACAAAGUCCCUGUGUGAACAAUUUGAAAAACUAUGAAAUAAGGUACAAAUGUAGUGUAUUUAAUAAACUGUCAACCAAAGCAA
This is a messenger RNA of Ochotona princeps (American pika), 2098 nucleotides long. It is a transcript of the gene MFF, whose product is annotated as mitochondrial fission factor. The transcript is spliced from 11 exons. Bases 387 to 1373 code for a protein of 328 amino acids. Lineage: Eukaryota; Metazoa; Chordata; Mammalia; Lagomorpha; Ochotonidae. The record is from RefSeq and is a predicted model, not a curated record. Gene Ontology annotation, cellular component: mitochondrial outer membrane; peroxisome. Gene Ontology annotation, biological process: positive regulation of mitochondrial fission.